CGCGCAACCCUGUCUUCCCGCGCUUCAUCAAGAUCAUCGAGGUGAAAAACAAGAAGCUGGUUGAGCUCCUGAGGAGGAAAGUUCGCCUUGCCCAACCUUAUGCUGGUGUAUUCCUUAAGAAGGAUGAUAACAAUGAGUCUGAUGUGGUGGAGGAUCUGAAUGAGAUCUACCAGAUGGGAACUUUUGUGCAGAUCCAUGAGAUGCAGGACCUCGGAGACAAGCUGCGCAUGAUCGUGAUGGGACACCGCCGGAUUCGUAUCAACAAGCAGCUGGAGGUGGAGCCUGAGGAGCCUGAGAACAAACAGAAAAUCAGGAGGAAACAGAAGCGUUCCAAGAAGGAGGCUGAAGAGGAGCCUGGGGCAAAGGACCAAGCUGUGGAAGUGGUGCUGGAUCCUGUGGCUCCCUCCUCACAGGAGGUUCUCAUGGUAGAAGUGGAGAAUGUGGUUCAUGAAGAUUUUCAGAUCACAGAAGAGGUUAAAGCACUGACUGCAGAAAUUGUCAAGACCAUCAGAGACAUCAUUGCCUUGAACCCCUUGUACAGAGAGUCUGUGCUGCAGAUGAUGCAGGCAGGGCAGCGUGUGGUGGACAACCCAAUCUACCUGAGUGACAUGGGGGCAGCACUGACCGGGGCCGAGUCCCACGAGCUGCAGGACAUCCUGGAGGAAACCAGUAUUCCCAAGAGGCUCUACAAGGCUCUUUCCCUGCUGAAGAAGGAAUAUGAGCUGAGCAAGCUGCAGCAGCGCCUGGGCAGGGAGGUUGAAGAGAAGAUCAAGCAAACCCAUCGCAAAUACCUUCUGCAAGAGCAGCUGAAGAUCAUCAAGAAGGAGCUGGGCCUGGAGAAGGAGGACAAGGAUGCCAUAGAGGAGAAGUUCCGGGAGCGGCUGAAGGAGCUGCUGGUGCCCAAGCACGUGAUGGAUGUCAUUGAUGAAGAGCUCAACAAGCUGAGCUUGCUGGACAACCACUCCUCAGAGUUCAAUGUCACAAGGAACUACCUGGACUGGCUGACAUCCAUCCCCUGGGGCAAGUGCAGUGAGGAGAACCUGGAGCUGUCCCGAGCCCGAGCAGUGCUGGAGGAGGAUCACUAUGGGAUGGACGACGUCAAGAAGCGAAUCCUGGAGUUCAUAGCAGUCAGCCAGCUGCGGGGAUCCACCCAGGGCAAGAUCCUCUGCUUCUACGGCCCCCCCGGGGUGGGCAAGACCAGCAUCGCGCGCUCCAUCGCCAGGGCCCUCAACAGGGAGUACUUCCGCUUCAGCGUGGGGGGCAUGACCGACGUGGCAGAGAUCAAGGGACACAGGAGGACAUACGUUGGAGCAAUGCCAGGGAAGAUCAUCCAGUGCCUGAAGAAGACCAAGACAGAGAAUCCUCUGAUCCUGAUUGAUGAGGUGGAUAAAAUAGGACGAGGAUAUCAAGGGGAUCCAUCCUCAGCCCUUCUGGAGCUGCUGGACCCAGAGCAGAACUCCAACUUCUUGGAUCAUUACCUUGAUGUUCCUGUGGAUCUGUCCAAGGUACUUUUUAUUUGCACUGCCAACGUGACAGAAACCAUCCCAGAGCCGCUGCGGGACAGGAUGGAGGUGAUCAAUGUGUCAGGAUACGUGGCAGAGGAGAAGCUUGCCAUUGCAGAGAGGUACUUGGUCCCUCAAGCACGAGUGCUGUGUGGCCUGGAUGAGAGCAAAGCCCAGAUCAGCCCCGAGGUGCUGACUGUGCUCAUCAAGCAGUACUGCAGGGAGAGUGGAGUCAGGAACCUGCAGAAGCAAGUGGAGAAGGUCCUGAGGAAAUCUGCCUACAAAAUUGUGAGUGGAGAGGCAGAGACAGUGCAGGUGACCCCUGAGAACCUGCAGGACUUCGUGGGCAAGCCGACCUUCACCGUGGAGCGCAUGUACGACACCACUCCGGCAGGGGUGGUGAUGGGGCUGGCCUGGACUGCCAUGGGAGGUUCCACUCUCUUUGUUGAGACAUCCCUGAAGCGACCCAAGGACAAGGAGAACAAGGAUGGGUCCCUGGACCUGACAGGGCAGCUGGGAGAUGUGAUGAAGGAGAGUGCCAGGAUAGCUUACACCUUCGCCAGAGCCUUCCUGAUGCAGAAGGAGCCCAGCAACGACUUCCUCAUCUCUUCCCACAUCCACCUGCAUGUGCCAGAGGGAGCCACACCAAAGGAUGGACCAAGUGCAGGCUGCACCAUAGUCACAGCCCUGCUGUCGCUGGCCAUGGCCCAGCCAGUGAGGCAGAACCUGGCCAUGACUGGGGAGGUGUCACUGACUGGGAAAAUUCUGCCUGUGGGUGGCAUCAAGGAGAAGACAAUUGCAGCCAAGCGUGCAGGAGUCACCUGCAUCGUGCUGCCCUCGGAGAACAAGAAGGAUUACUACGACCUGGCAGCCUUCAUCACCGAGGGGCUGGAGGUGCACUUUGUGGAGCACUACCAGGAAGUGUUUGCCAUAGCCUUCCCCAAGCUGGAUUCUGCUGGAGGAUGAUGUCCAACCCCCAGUGCUGGAAGGUGAUCUGUCCCCUGGUGCCCAGCCCCAGGAGCAGGGUGAGCUGGGGCCGUGCUGCAGCGGGACAGGAGCGGAGCUCUUGCUGCUGCGCAGCUGCUGCUGGCUUGGCUGGAAGAGAGCAGCUCUGGCUUUGUACUGAACUGCCCCACGGCCAGGGGCCCA
Messenger RNA from Indicator indicator, 2651 nucleotides. It is a transcript of the gene LONP1, whose product is annotated as lon peptidase 1, mitochondrial. Gene Ontology annotation, biological process: chaperone-mediated protein complex assembly; protein catabolic process; protein quality control for misfolded or incompletely synthesized proteins. Gene Ontology annotation, molecular function: ATP-dependent peptidase activity; ATP binding; ATP hydrolysis activity. The transcript has 18 exons. NCBI's taxonomy places the organism in Eukaryota, Metazoa, Chordata, Aves, Piciformes, Indicatoridae. The coding region runs from base 174 to 2468 and encodes 764 amino acids. The record is from RefSeq and is a predicted model, not a curated record. Gene Ontology annotation, cellular component: mitochondrial matrix.